GGGGCGCUUCCGGCCGGCGGCGGCGGCCAGGCGUCCUCAGCUGAUAAAGCACCAUGUGCACGAGAGAGGCCCCCACGGCUCAGGCAGUAAAACCUCUAUUAGCUGGAAACCACCUCCCAGGGCCGCUGUACUCUCCGGUCUGUGUUUGAGGGGAGUCACGGCCACCGUCCCUGCAGAGAAGGCCGGAGGUCCAGCCGUGGGGGCGCCCAGGGUGGCUGACGCUGGUCCCCCUGCAGAGAGGGUCGGGAAGCUGCUGGAGCUGGAGAGAGGAGCUGAGAAGGGGCCCUGGCUUGUGCUGGCCCUGCGUCAGCUCUGGCAGGUGAGGGUGGGGGAGGAAGAGGCGGGAAGGCCACCAGCCCCUGCCCAGGUGCGACCCCCUCGGCUGGGACGAGCCCCUCCUCAUGGCCUCCAAGCCGAUUGCCGGGCGGGGCCCUGGGGAGAAGCGCAAGAGGGUGGUGCUGACCCUGAAGGAGAAGAUGGACAUCUGCCGGCGCCUGGAGAAGGGCGAGAGCAGGCGGGCACUGAUGCAGGAGUACAAUGUGGGCAUGUCCACCCUGUACGACAUCAGGGCCCACAAGGCCCAGCUGCUCCGCUUCUUCGCCAGCUCCGACUCGGACAAGGCGCUGGCGCAGCGCCGCACCCUGCACACGCCCAAGCUCGAGCACCUGGACCGCGUGCUCUACGAGUGGUUCCUGGUGAAGCGGUCUGAGGGCGUGCCCGUCUCCGGCCCCAUGCUCAUCGAAAAGGCCAAGGACUUCUAUGAGCAGAUGCAGCUGACUGAGCCCUGUGUGUUUUCUGGCGGCUGGCUCUGGCGCUUUAAGGCCAGACACGGCAUCAAGAAGCUGGAUGCAUCCAGCGAGAAGCAGGCGGCCGACCAGCAGGCGGCCGAGCAGUUCUGCGGGUUCUUCCGGAGCUUAACCGCGGAGCAUGGCCUGUCCCCCGAGCAGGUCUACAACGCUGACGAGACUGGUCUCUUCUGGCGCUGCUCCCACAGCCCCAACCCCGAGGGCGGGCCGGCGCCCGGCCCCACGCAGAGCAAGGACCGGCUGACUGUCCUCAUGUGCGCCAAUGCCACAGGCUCCCAUAGGAUCAAGCCCUUGGUGGUCGGGAAAUGGGGUGGCCCCAAGGCGGUGCAGGGCCUCCAGCACCUGCCUGUCGCAUACAAGGCCCAAGGCAGCGCCUGGGUGGACAAGGAGAUUUUUGCUGACUGGUUCCAUCACAUCUUCGUGCCCGCAGUGAAGGAGCACUUCCGAGCCGUGGCCCUGCCAGAGGGCAGCAAGGCCAUCCUCCUCCUGGAUGGCUCCCGGGUGCACCCGCACGAGGCUGAGCUAGCCUCGGAGAACGUCUUCACCAUCUUCCUGCCUGCCAGUGUCACCACCCUGCUCCAGCCCAUGGACCAGGGCAUUCGGAGGGACUUCAUGAGGAACUUCGUCACGCCCCGCGGCAGGCUGCAGGCCUUGGCCCCCCGCUGCAGUGUGCACGAUGCCGUGCUUGACGUGGCCUGUGCCUGGGAUGCGGUGCCGGGCGCCGUCCUCAGCCGGGCCUGGAGGAAGCUGUGGCCUGAGGCUGCACUCAUGGAGGGCUCAUCCUCCGAGGAGGAGCCGGAGCGCCUCAGGACUAAGCCCCCAGACCAGGCCUUUGCGCACACCCCCGGGCUCGCAGCAGGUGCCCCAGCCCACCUCGGGAGUGCGGCCUCAGGGAGCCCGGUGCUGGCGGAGGCUGGAGGGGCAGACAGGGCGGCCUGGGAGCAGGCGGCGGUGUCCUUCGAUGCCGUGGUGCGCUUCGCGGAGGCGCAGCCCUGCUUCUCAGCGCAGGAGCUGGGCCAGCUGCGCUCGCUGCGAUCUGUCUGCUGUCAAGCUUGA
Odocoileus virginianus texanus is the source of this 1862-nucleotide messenger RNA. NCBI's taxonomy places the organism in Eukaryota, Metazoa, Chordata, Mammalia, Artiodactyla, Cervidae. The record is from RefSeq and is a predicted model, not a curated record.